CCCGGCCCCAGCAUGGCUGACCAGGCGCCCUUCGACACGGACGUCAACACCCUGACCCGCUUCGUCAUGGAGGAGGGCAGGAAGGCCCGCGGCACGGGUGAGCUGACCCAGCUGCUCAACUCGCUCUGCACGGCCGUCAAAGCCAUCUCCUCCGCGGUGCGCAAGGCCGGCAUCGCGCACCUCUAUGGCAUUGCUGGUUCUACCAACGUGACGGGUGAUCAAGUUAAGAAGCUGGACGUCCUCUCCAACGACCUGGUUAUGAACAUGUUAAAGUCAUCCUUUGCCACGUGUGUUCUGGUGUCAGAAGAAGAUAAACACGCCAUCAUAGUGGAACCUGAGAAAAGGGGUAAAUAUGUGGUCUGUUUUGAUCCCCUUGAUGGAUCUUCCAACAUCGAUUGCCUUGUGUCCAUUGGAACCAUUUUUGGCAUCUAUAGAAAGAAAUCAACUGAUGAGCCUUCCGAAAAGGAUGCUCUGCAGCCAGGCCGGAACCUGGUGGCGGCCGGCUACGCGCUGUACGGCAGUGCCACCAUGCUGGUCCUUGCCAUGGACUGUGGGGUCAACUGCUUCAUGCUGGACCCGGCCAUCGGGGAGUUCAUUUUGGUGGACAAAGAUGUGAAGAUCAAAAAGAAAGGUAAAAUCUACAGCGUUAACGAGGGCUACGCCAAGGACUUCGGCCCUGCUGUCACUGAGUACAUCCAGAGGAAGAAGUUCCCCCCAGUAAGUGAGGGCCUCCAGCUGCGACUGCUGUACGAAUGCAACCCCAUGGCCUACGUCAUGGAGAAGGCCGGGGGAAUGGCCACCACCGGGAAGGAGGCCGUGCUGGACGUCGUUCCCACAGACAUUCACCAGAGGGCGCCGGUGAUCUUGGGGUCCCCCGACGACGUGCUCGAGUUCCUGGAGGUGUCUAAGCGGCACUCUGCCCAGUGAGCACCUGCCCUGCCUGCGUCCCGGAGAACUGCCUCCGCCUGGACCUGUUGUCGCACACGGCAGCCGCCCGACCCGCCGUGUCCCUUACAUUCCUAGACAGCGGAAACAAAACGCACGGCUGUUUCCACCCUCAGUCGCUGUGGAAUGCCCGGCCCUCCCUGACCAAAUGCUGUCUCCGAAACGCCACUGGUGGCAAGAUGCAGUUCGAGUGUAUCGAGGAGAAAUAAACUUUUUCCUCC
Molecule: messenger RNA, 1166 nt
Organism: Mandrillus leucophaeus (drill)
Lineage: Eukaryota; Metazoa; Chordata; Mammalia; Primates; Cercopithecidae
Gene: FBP1
Product: fructose-1,6-bisphosphatase 1
Exons: 7
Coding region: 13-927 (304 amino acids)
Biological process (GO): fructose 1,6-bisphosphate metabolic process; fructose 6-phosphate metabolic process; gluconeogenesis
Cellular component (GO): cytosol; cytoplasm
Molecular function (GO): fructose 1,6-bisphosphate 1-phosphatase activity
Source: RefSeq, a predicted model, not a curated record